Molecule: messenger RNA, 1410 nt
Organism: Paramecium sonneborni
Lineage: Eukaryota; Ciliophora; Oligohymenophorea; Peniculida; Parameciidae
Source: the annotation of a GenBank genome assembly
AUGGAUUUGAAAUAUCUUUAAUUGAAGCACCUAUAAAGGAACAUAUUAAAUUUUUAGAUAUUAUUAUUUAAUUUUCUGAUCAUUUCCUUUAAGAGUUCCUCAGAUAGCAAGGUAAAUUAAUUAAUUAUUAUCAUCCUUUCGUACCUGACCAUAUAUUUAUAUUAUGAACCUAAUUUUUAGAUGAGCAAACAAAAUUAGACUUUCAUAGUUAGCGAUCAUUCAAGACCAUUCCUACAUAGUUAUCACCCAGAUGACAAUAUAGGCAAAAAGUUAGUAAUAUCAUAAAGUUCCGAGUUGGGGGGAGCCAUAUUCAGUAGUGUUGAUGUAACAAUUAAACAUUAAAAAAUAGGUUGAAUAGAGGAAACCUAAAUAAGUACUUCAAAAAGAAUAUGAUGCGAAAAGCAUAAGAUAUGCAAAUGAAGAUUACUCAUAUUUAGCAAAUUUGUUGUUGAGCAGAUUUUCACAGUUAGAUGCAGCAAUACCUAUUGCUACUCAAUUUCCAUUAUUUAAAAUGUUAAGAGGUGUGACUAAAAAAUUUAUGUUUAAUGAAUUGGAAAUCAUAUUCUUUUUACAUACAAUUGAAGAAUAGAAAUGGAGAUAUGAUGAUCAAUUGAUAUCAGAAUUCUAAGUUCACUUUAAAUAAGAUUUUCUUAGCAAUUAAGAAGUAUUAAUUAUUUAUAUAAUUUAUAUUAGAAUUAGAAUGUUGAAGGAUUCAAAAAGUUAUUAUUAUUUUUAAUCUGCUGUGGAUAUACUAUCAAGUGUUUUUUUAAUGAUUCUAAUGAUUAAGAAAUCAUUUUAAUAAAUGAUCAUAUCUAACAAUAUUGUUAAAAAGAGUAAUAAUAUAUAAAUUAUAAUAGCUUUAAAAAGACACUUCUUGAUUAAUGGAGAUAAAAACAUAUGAAUUGCUCUCUCAAAAUUGUUCCUAGAAUCAUAAAUAAAUUGUAUAAUAAAUUAAUGAGAAUACCUAAAGAUGGAAAAUAAGAGUUAUAAUAAGAUUAUAAUGCUUUAGUAGAUUAAAUCAUAUAGAUAUCUCCUGCUUACAAUAGUUAAGAAGCGAAAUAAGUAAAACAAGAAGUUAAACCUAUAUAAAUAUAACAACCUCCUUAAUAGCCAGCGCCUAUUAAUUAUAGUUAAUAGACAUAAUAAUCUUUUUAAUAAUAGGCCUUCAUGAACAAUUCAGGUUUAUACAUGCAAUUUUCUUAAUCACAAAUUCCUUAAUAGCCAGUUUAGCCUUCUUAUUAUUAAAAUUUUCCAUUGAAUAAUUAAGAUUUCUGUGAUUCCAAUAUCAAUGAAAACCUAUUUGGAAAUUCAACUAAAAUCAAAGAAGAAAUGAUGAUGCCUCCAAUGCCUCCCCCACCUUUAUUGAGUUAAUCUUCUAAUUAUAAAUAACAAUGAUAAAUUAAAUUAAUC